Messenger RNA from Cercospora beticola, 612 nucleotides. RefSeq lists its product as uncharacterized. The record is from RefSeq and is a predicted model, not a curated record. NCBI's taxonomy places the organism in Eukaryota, Fungi, Ascomycota, Dothideomycetes, Mycosphaerellales, Mycosphaerellaceae.
AUGGGCGAAGAUGAGCUGAAAGCUGAGAAAGACAAGAAGAAGCGACUCGAGCGCGAAGCUAGAUGGAAGGCGGAAAAAACAGCGGCUGCACAAACAGCUCCUCAGCUUUCCCCAGCAGCGACGACUACAGCAAGACCAGCUCCAGAAGAAGCGGAACUUCACACAGCAGACUUGAUACGGCCAAUUGUAAUCAAUCAGCCUCAGCGCAACCUACCUAUGUCCACCAUUCCCGCAGACCUUCCAACGUUCAUCAUCACCUCUCCAACGAUCGUCGAAAACGUAUCUCCCAACAACAGUAGGCCCGUAACACCCCAUCAGCAACCACAUUCUCGAUCCGCAACGCCAGCCUCCAUGGUCCGUUCUAGUGCCCGGUCAACCGCAAUGACCGACUCCACAAAUUCGAGACACGACAGCCCAGCAUCUACUUCAUCGAGCAAAGCCUCUCACAACUCCGUCUUAUGUCCGUUGUGUGAUUCCAAGACCCAUACCGAAGAGCGCUGUCCAAGGCUUGCGGGGAUUCCUGUCUCGCCGACGCAGGGGAUGGCUCGGUCGCCUGGACGCUACUACGCGGCAUCGAACAGAUCGACACCGAGCUUGGGAGAGAUGCGUUGA